AUGAAUAAAAUUCUUAGUAUAUAAAAAAUGGUUGAUAAAACCCCACCUCCAGUAAAACUUCGUUUAGAAUAUGUUUAUGGUUAUCGUGGACAUCAAUGUCGAAAUAAUUUAUACUACACUAACAGUGGUGAAAUUAUUUACUUUGUGGCAGGAGUAGGAAUUGUUUUUGAUCCAAAAUUAAAAAAGCAGAGGUUUUUUUUAGGACACAAUGAUGACAUAGUAAGCUUAGCAUUGCAUCCUGAUGGAAAGUCUGUAGCAACAGGGCAGGUUGGUAAAGAACCUUAUAUAUGUAUAUGGGAUGUUUCGAGUUGUUGCACAAUAUCCAUAUUGAAAGAUAACCAUCAGAAUGGUAUUGCAUGUUUGGCUUUCAACACAGCUGGAACUCAAUUAGCUUCUGUUGGUCUAGAAGAAUAUUCUCAAUUAACAAUAUGGGAUUGGAAAAAAGGCAAAGUUAUAUCAACAACAAAGGCACAUAAUGAAAGGAUUUUUGAUGUCUGCUUUAACCCAUAUGAAGACAAAAAAUUGGUUACAAGUGGUGUAAAACAUUUAAAUUUUUGGACAUUAAGCGGAAAUUCUGUUAUACCUAUUAAAGGUGUGUUUGGUGAUAAAGGUGAUCUGCAAAGUAUACUAUGUAUUUGUUUUGGAACUGGUGGCUUUAUGUACAGUGGAACAUUAAGUGGAGAUAUUUAUAAGUGGAAAGAUAACAUUUUGAUAGAAAAUAUUGUUUCUGCACAUUCGGGGGCAGUUUUGACGUUGUAUACCUCUGCAGAUGGAUUUGCUAGUGGGUCUAAAGAUGGUACAAUUGGAUUGUGGGAUAUAGAGUUCAAACCAAUCACUCGAAUUGAUCUGAACCAGCAUGCUCUUGGUUACAGAGGGAUUUCAGUUCGUAGUGUUUGUUGGAUAGGUGAGAAAAUUUUAUUGGGGACAAAUAAUGGAGAAGUUUUGGAAGUUUCAGCAGCUGACAAAAACAAACCAAUGACUAUUACUGUGGGGCAUGCAGAAGGUGAACUGUGGGGUUUAGCAGUGCAUCCAAAAAAACUUGUUUUUGCUACAGGAAGUGAUGAUAUGACUGUCAGAUUAUGGGAUAUGUCUAAUAAAGAAAUGAUUGCAAAAGCUGUCUUUGAUGUCACAACACGAAGUUUGGCUUUCUCUCCAGAUGGCAGUCAUUUAUCGAUAGGUCAUGGAGAUGGUUCAUUUCGAGUCCUUAAAGGAAGAGAGCUUUCUGAACUGUUUCACAUUCAUGACCGCAAAGAUGUUCUGCAUGAGAUGCGUUAUUCACCAGAUGGUGCUUUUUUAGCCGUUGGGUGCAAUGAUAGCUUUGUAGAUAUAUAUUCUGUACGAGAUAGGUACAAAAGAAUUGGUCAAUGCAAAGGAAGUACAAGUAACAUAACACAUAUUGAUUGGUCAGAAGAUAGUAACUACUUACAGACUAACUCAGCCAGCUCAGAGCGAUUUUUUUUUAAAAUACCUGGUAAGAUUGUAACUAAUACAGAUGAAAUUGAGGCAAUACAUUGGAAAUCCUGGACUUCUGUACUUGGUCCAGAAGUUAAUGGUAUAUGGGAAAAGUACUGUGAUACAACAGAUAUUAAUGCAACAGACACCAAUUUUCAACUAGGGCUUAUUGCCACAGGGGAUGACUUUGGUUUAGUGAAACUAUUUAGAUUCCCAUGCAUUAAUAAAGGAGCUAAGUUUCGAAAAUAUGUUGGCCAUUCAGCUCAUGUGACAAAUGUUAGAUUUUCAUAUGAUGGUUUGUAUCUUGUUUCAACUGGUGGUGCAGAUCAUGCAAUAUUUCAGUGGCGUGUAGUUUCCGAAGGAUACAAAGAAGAUAAUUUUAAUUUUGAAAUGGUUUCAGAUGGGCUUUACUAUGAUUCAAAUGAUGAAGCUAGUGAUUCUGAUCUAUCUGAUAUCAAUCCUAUAGACAGUGAUAUAGAGCAGGAAAUAAGUAUUGAUUAUGAUCGUCAGAUUUACAAAGAAGAUCUUCCUAAAAUACAGAGAGAACUAAAAUUAUCCACAGAAUCUAAACAACCGCGCCCUUCCCCGCCUGCUAAAAGCAUUAAACUUAAUCAUGUUUUUGGAUAUCGUGGAUAUGAUUGUCGAAACAAUUUAUUUUAUACACAAUCAAAUGAAGUUGUUUAUCAUAUAGCUGCUGUAGGUAUUGUUAUCAAUCCUAUUACAAACAACCAGCGUUUCUAUCUGGGUCACGAUGAUGACAUUUUAUGUCUAACAUUGCAUCCUAUAAAAGACUAUGUUGCAACUGGCCAGAUAGGUAGAGAUCCAACCAUUCAUAUUUGGGAUAUUGAAACAAUGAAUGUUUUAUCUAUACUUGCAAGACAUCAUAUUCGAGGCGUUUGUGCAUUAGAUUUUUCUGCUGAUGGUAAAAAGUUGGCUAGCAUUGGUUUAGAUGAAGAUCACAGCAUAGUGAUAUGGGAUUGGAGGAGAGGUGAAAAACUUUCAAUUGCAAGUGUCCAUAAAGAUAAGAUUUUUGAAGUACGAUGGGACUCAAACAAUUCUGACAAGCUUGUAACUGUUGGUAUUCGUCAUAUAAAAUUUUGGACUCAGACAGGAGGUGGAUUGAUACAUAAACGUGGAAUAUAUGGAAAAGUAGCUAAACCAGACACUCACCUUUGCGUGACUUAUUCGAAAUCUCCUGGGAUCAUUGUUUCAGGUGGUUUAAGUGGACUUAUCUAUGUUUGGAAUGAGGAAUUGUUAAAGUCUACAGUACAAGCCCAUCAAGGGCCAGUGUUUGCGAUUCAAGCUCUUGAAAAAGGUUUUGUCUCAGGUGGAAAGGAUGGGUUAGUUUGUUUGUGGGAUGAUGUAAUGAGUAGGUGCUUAAAAAGUUAUAAAGUUAAUAAAGCUAAUCUGGCAUCUGGUCAGUCUAAAGAUGUUUUAGUCUAUGACAAUCCACCAAUACGUGCUGUCACACUUGGACAAGGAAAAAUUCUUAUUGGUACAAAAAAUGGAGAAAUUCUUGAGAUUGAUAAGGCUGGCCCACUCACUUCUUUAGUUCAGGGUCAUUGUGAAGGUGAAUUAUGGGGGUUAGCACAACAUCCUAGUGAAAAUUUUUGUGCAACGAUUGGUGAUGACAAAUGUUUGCGCAUUUGGGAUAUUUCUAAAUAUCAGCUCUUUAAAUUAAAAAUAUUUGAAAAAUCUGGACGCUGCGCUACAUACUCUCCAGAUGGUCGUGCAUUAGCAGUGGGUUUUGUUGAUGGCAGUUUUACUGUAAUGAACAGCAAUACAUUAGCUGAUAUUUGCAACUUUCAUCAUAGAAAAGAAGAAAUUUCUGAUAUAAAGUUCUCUCCAGAAGAAGGCAAAUAUUUGGCAGUUGCUUCUCAUGAUGGCUUUGUUGAUAUAUACAAUGUUUUUUCAACUAAAAGAGUGGGGAUAUGCAAAGGUUCCUCAAGUUACAUUACUCACAUUGACUGGGAUACUCGAGGAAAGUUGAUUCAGGUCAAUAAUGGAGCAAAAGAAGUGCUUUAUUUUGAAGCUCCACGCGGUGUGAGGCAAGCUAUUCCGUCUCUACAGUUAGACAAUUUGAAAUGGUUUUCAUGGACUUGUGUUUUGGGUCGAGAAUGCCAAGGAAUAUGGGCUCCACAUUUUGAUGUGUCAGAUAUUAAUGCAGCACACUUAUCUUCUGAUGGAACAUUGCUCGCAAUUGGAGAUGACUACGGAUUUUUAAAGUUGUAUGAUUUUCCAUGCACAGGUAAAAAUGCAAGAUGUAAGAAAUUUAAUGGCCAUUCUGCUGAUGUUUGUAAUGUACGUUGGACUCAUGACAGUUCUUUUCUUUUAUCAGUUGGUGGGGCAGAUACCUCCUUAAUGGUAUGGAAAAGUUUAGAUGCUAUUGAGGCAUGCACUCAAAAUGCUUUAGAAUCUGAUUCAGAUUCUGAGUUUGAAUCAGGGUAUGAUAGUGAUGUAGAACGUGAAAAAAAUAUUGAUUACCUGAGUAAAAUUUACACAAAUCCUUUAAGAGAAUCAUCUGGCAAUAAACCACAGUUAAAAGAAGUUCCAAAUGAGGAAAAAAAAAAGGUGAAUCGUGGUGAGUCAGAGAAAACAGUCAUACCAAAGAAAGAUAAAAAUGCAGCUCCAAUUGAUGAUCUUAUACUUGAGUUUGUUUAUGGAUAUCGAGGUUUUGAUUCAAGAAAUAACCUUCACUAUUUAACUGAUGGAAGUGUUGUAUAUCCUGCUGCUGGAACCUGUGUUGUUUUUAAUUUAAAUGAAAGCAAACAAAGUUUUUAUGUGGAGCACACAGAUGAUGUAAUUUGCUUGACAAUUAAUAGAAAUCCAAAAUUUAAGGAUGUAAUCGCAUCAGGUCAAAUAGGUGUUAGUCCUUCAGUUCACAUUUGGGAAGCAGGCACUCAAAAAACACUUUCUGUUUUACAAGGUUAUCAUACAAAAGGUAUUUGUGGAGUCAAUUUUAGUUCUAGUGGGCGAUAUCUACUAACUAUUGGUCUUGAUAAUGACCAUUCUCUUGCUGUAUGGAAGUGGAUUGAUGGAACAAAGGUGGCUUGUGGUUCUGGAUCUAAUCAUCGUAUAUUUGUUGGAGAAUUCCGCCCAGAUUCAGAUACAACAUUUGUUACAUGUGGAAUUAAACAUGUCACAUGGUGGAAUGUUACAGGAGGAUCUUUAGUUGCAAAGAAAGGAAAUUUAUCAUCAUAUGCUGGAGAAGCUGUUAAUCAAACUAUGUUAUCAGUUGCAUAUGGACCUAACGAUGCAACAUUUACAGGAGCAAUAAGUGGAGAUGUUUAUAUUUGGUCAGUAAAUUUGUUGACAAGGAUUGUAAAAAAUGUUCAUUCUGGUCCAAUUUUUUGUAUGUUUACAACCGUGACAGAUGGUUUAAUUGUUACUGGUGGUAAAGAUAAAGCUGACCAGAAUAGUUCAGCUGUAAAGUUAUGGGAUCAAGAAAUGAAACGAUGUAAACCUUUUAAGCUUAAUCAAGUUGUUCGUUCAGUUUUCAGGGGGACUAAAAAAGGUACUAUACUUGUUGGAACACAAGACAAUUGUAUUUUUGAAAUAAAUGAAAAAACUGGAUCACUUCAGACAUUAAUGGAUGGCCAUGGUGAUGGAGAACUUUGGGGUCUUUCUUGUCACCCUUCAAAAGAUGUAUUUGUUACAUCAAGUGAUGAUAAAACUGUUCGCAUUUGGGAUAUAAAAUCUAAGUCUUUAUUGAAUAAAGUUGAAACCAGUGUUGCAGCUCGGUGCUGUUGCUUUUCUCCUGAUGGUAAUAAUAUAGCUGUGGGAACAGCAAAUGGGGAGUUUUACAUUCUAGACACUAAUUCUUUGCAAAUUAUAACAAAGAAAAGAGAUAGAAACAAAUCGAUUACUCAAAUAAGGUAUUCCCAAGAUGGACUUAUUCUUGCUGUUGGGAGUGAAGAUAAUUCUUUAGAUUUCUAUUCAAUAAAACCGACUUUUACACGCACUGGAUAUUGCAAAAAUCUAUCAAGUUCUGUUGUACAACUUGAUUUAUCUGUAGAUGGGAAAUACGCUCAGGUAUGUACAGGUUCCUAUGAACACCUCGUAUUUUCUGUGCCUGAUGGAACUCAAAUUACAGAUGAAAUUGAAAUUAAUCGAAUGAUUUGGAUCAGUUGGACCUGCAUUCUAGGAUGUAAUGUUAUUGGUAUAUGGCCAAAAAACUCAGAUAAUGGAGAUAUAAAUUGCGCUCAUUUGUCGCACUCUGGAAAAACUUUAGCAAGUGGCGAUGAUUUUGGUUUUGUUAAGUUGUUUGAUUUCCCAGUUUUGCAAAAAUACACAAAAGGAAAAGAAUUUUUUGGUCACUCUGCUCAUGUAACUAACAUUCGCUUCACGCACGAUGAUAAAUACUUAGUUUCUACUGGUGGAGACGACUCUUGUGUCUUUGUUUGGCGGUGUCAUCAAUGUUAAAUUUACGAGAAAACUGGUAUAUUUUCAAAAAAAUGAGAAACCGCCUGAGAUUAUAUAUAGAUUGUAACGUAGAUUAUAUAUACAAAAUAUGUAAUA
Hydra vulgaris (swiftwater hydra) is the source of this 5970-nucleotide messenger RNA. Its product is annotated as echinoderm microtubule-associated protein-like 6. Gene Ontology annotation, molecular function: microtubule binding. The record is from RefSeq and is a predicted model, not a curated record. Lineage: Eukaryota; Metazoa; Cnidaria; Hydrozoa; Anthoathecata; Hydridae.